AUGUUCAUCGAGAGGAAAAUCUGCGGGCGUUUAGUUUCGGAAGAGUAUCGACAAUUUAUGGCGUUCAACGGAUGGACGAAUAAUCUCAUUCCAGCGGUGUACGAGCAAUUCACGCCCACUCAUCAAUUCACCAAAUUGAUUCAAGAUCACGAAAAUGUGGAUCCAGACGUCGCUUUCUCGUGUGUUCCUUAUGAAAAAGGCUCAGCUCUACUCGUUUAUCUUGAGCAAAAACUUGGAGGACCUGAAGUUUUCGAGCCAUAUCUUCGUGAUUAUUUGAAUCAUCUAUUCAAAUAUUUUCAUGACAAGAAAGACAUCCUGGAUACGGUGAAUUUCGAUGCCUGGUUUUUCGCUGUUGGAAUGCCGCCCGAAAAGCCGAGCUAUGAUGAGACGAUGGUUCAUGACUGUCAGCAGCUCUUCAAUCAAUGGAUUGAGGCCGAUGAGGAGAAGAUAAAAGAGAUCUCCGCUAAACAAUACAAAGAGAUGCAACCACUUCAGCAAAUCGAAUUCCUCAGUCAACUGUGGCAGCACGAUCCUCCACUCGAACACUACAAGUUGGAGGCGCUCGAUGCGUUGUAUGAAUUGAACAAGAGUCAAAAUUGCGAGAUCGUGCUCAAUUGGAUUCGCGUUUGCAUCAAAGCAAAAUGGGAAAAAUCAUCGAGAAAGCUUUGUGGUUCGUUGAAGUACAAGGACGACUCAAAUAUUGUAGACCGGUUUAUAGAGCUU
Mesorhabditis belari is the source of this 723-nucleotide messenger RNA. Lineage: Eukaryota; Metazoa; Nematoda; Chromadorea; Rhabditida; Rhabditidae. The record is from the annotation of a GenBank genome assembly.